Nematolebias whitei (Rio pearlfish) is the source of this 1301-nucleotide messenger RNA. RefSeq names its product beta-1,4-galactosyltransferase 1-like. NCBI's taxonomy places the organism in Eukaryota, Metazoa, Chordata, Actinopteri, Cyprinodontiformes, Rivulidae. The transcript has 2 exons. Bases 68 to 1156 code for a protein of 362 amino acids. Gene Ontology annotation, biological process: protein N-linked glycosylation; carbohydrate metabolic process. Gene Ontology annotation, molecular function: cytoskeletal protein binding; beta-N-acetylglucosaminylglycopeptide beta-1,4-galactosyltransferase activity. The record is from RefSeq and is a predicted model, not a curated record.
AGUGGAAACGGGCAGUUCCGAGUACAGCGCUCAACUCCUGGGGCAGUAAAGAUAAAAAAAAAAAAUAAUGAUGAAGAUACUUUUAUCUCUGCUGUCACUUUUUGUCUUCAUCAGCCUGCUGGUGUUUUCUUUGUUUCUGUACGGGAACGGCUCCCGAGCCUUUGCUGCCGUGUCACGCUCCGUGGAAAGUGGAGUGGGGAUGGUGUGGAGCGUCAGGAGCAGCCAGGACACCCAGACAAGCACGAGCAUGAAGUUCUCGUGGAAGCGGUGGGACAGCUCUCAGGAGGCCAAGGUGACCCCGGGGAGCAAAGUGAUGGCCUCUUCGCAGAACACUUUGGAGAAGUGUCCGGAAACGCCCCCGGGCCUGGUGGGCCCCCUCCAUGUGGAGUUCAAGAAGCAGAGUCUGGAGGAGGUCAUCGAUGCUGUUGGACCUCCUCUGCAGGAGGGAGGACGCUACAAGCCCCCAGACUGCACCUCACAGCAGAAGGUGGCAAUCAUCAUCCCGUUCCGAAAUCGCCACGAGCACCUGAUACACUGGCUUUUUUACCUCCAUCCCGUCUUGAUCCGACAGCAGCUGGAUUAUGGGGUGUAUGUCAUCAACCAGGAUGGAGACGGUGUCUUCAACCGGGCCAAACUCAUGAACGCAGGAUACAAGGAAGCCUUAAAGGACUACGACUACGAGUGCUUUGUUUUCUCGGACAUAGACCUGGUUCCUCUUGACGACCGUAACCUGUACAGGUGUUUCAACCAGCCCAGACACUUGGCUGUGGCGAUGGACAAGUUUAACUUCCGCUUGCCCUACAAAAACUUCUUCGGUGGGGUGUCAUCGCUGUCCAAGCAGCAGUUUGAGAAGAUAAAUGGCUUCCCAAACUCCUACUGGGGCUGGGGUGGCGAGGACGACGAUAUUUACGGUCGAAUCGUCUACAGUGGGAUGCAAGUUUCUCGACCAGAUUCCGUGACUGGGAAAUACAAGAUGGUCAAGCACCAAAGAGACCUGCACAAUGAGCCUAACCCAAAGAAUCCUGACAAACUUGGCCAAACCAGGCGGAAUAUGAAAACAGACGGGAUUAACUCCCUUCAGUACUCUGUGAAGGAAACUGUGAAGCAUAAAUUGUACACUUACAUCACUGUGGAUAUUCAGGCUCCAGCCAGCUGAACGAGUGAACAAUGAACCAGAAAUUGGAGAUUAUCAAUACCUCACUGGAAUUUUAGGCUCAUAGUCUAAACAAAAUGUUAGGGGUACUUAACACUAUUUAUGUGUAGUUAUGUGUUACUUAAAUAUAUGUAAAUUGUGUAAUAGU